GUUUGGUUAAAAAACGAAAUGUAGAAACGGGCACAUUGGCGACGACGGCCCGUUGUGUCGCCGCAGCCGUUGUGCGGCCGUGGGAUGCGGUGGUGGUGGGAGGAGCGCUGCAUGGCAAGCUCGCGCACGCACGAAACGCUGGCGUUUGGCGCUGCUUCCUGCGAGAACGUGCACGCUAUAUGCCCUCGUGCUUCAUGGGGGUUUCGUUUGGCUUUGUGGCCGGCCGCGACGAACGUUAAUUUGUGAAACCACGCGUCGACUGCUUUGGACGGUCUCGAUCUCCAAACGGUGGUGUUGAGCUCACAAUGAUUCACGUCUCGAUCAUUACGUUGUGGAUAAGCUUGGUGUCGAUAUCAUGCGUGUGGGGGUUGACACCUGUGGUGGUCACCCUUGGCGACUCCCUCACCGAGUACGGCGGCGACGCAGGCGACUCCGGAUGGGUUUGGAUGCUCAGUCAAGACUACCGGGACAAGGCUCGUGUUGUCAAUUGGGGCCACGCAGGCUGGAACACUCAGCAAUGGGUACCCGAAGUUUCCUUCGUGAUCGAUUCAUUUCGCGGCAAAGAGCCUCCCGUUCUGUUUACGCUCUUUCUUGGCGCGAACGAUUGUGCACUAGACCAGUACACACCUCCGCAUGUCCCCCUGGCACAGUACCAAACCAACCUUGAAUCGAUUGUUCUCGCGCUGCAAAGCGCGUUUCCAGCGUCGGCAAUCUUACUCAUCACGCCUCCCUCCGUGGACGAUAUCUUGUUGGCUCAAUAUCGAUCGAACGCCAGAACCGGGGCGUAUGCCGCUGCAUGCAUUGCCCUCGGUACGCGCUCGUCAACUUGCUCCUCGCGUUCCCUUCAUUGUGUCGUAGGGAAACAAAUGAACAUACCUGUCGUGGACCUGUGGACGCCAACUCGACACCGAGUGACGACGUUACUCAAAGACGGCAUACAUUUCAACCGCGAAGGCAAUAUUGUCGUACAUGAAAUCAUCACCGCUGCGAUCGAAGACAACUUUCCCAUGCUCAUGCCAUGGACGAUUUCACAUCUCGGUGUCCCGUUCUAGUAAGCUGACUCAAUGCGCUGCGUGACGGCGGAAAAGCACCGCUGCUUCCUUCGCGGUCGGUCCAGCGACGCUCGCAUUGCCCUUGUGAGAAUGUGGCAUCGCAAGAGGUCUCUUCUAUCGGGGUCUCGUUCGCUAGAUAUCGGGAAAAUCCGGAUAAUUAACGGAUGUUCCUACAUUGUGGC
Molecule: messenger RNA, 1234 nt
Organism: Aphanomyces invadans
Lineage: Eukaryota; Oomycota; Saprolegniomycetes; Saprolegniales; Verrucalvaceae
Exons: 1
Coding region: 306-1052 (248 amino acids)
Molecular function (GO): hydrolase activity, acting on ester bonds
Source: RefSeq, a predicted model, not a curated record